UAUUACUUCCUCCUCCCUACCUAGGUAAAAUCCCUACAACAGGUCAUUGACUAAAACUCCGUACCUCGACCUACUAUUCCGUACCUACCGAAGGUACGGAGUAGUACCUGUUAGUAGUACCUCCCUAGUACCUCCCUAGUAACUACCACUAACUGCGUUGGCGGUGGAUGAUGAGGAUCUUCAACAACUUCUUUUCCUUUGCCGCCCGCUCGUUGGGUGGCUUCCCCCACCCUCGCCCCCCCUGUCCAGAGUCCACAGCCUGUAGGAUCAUAAAUCUGCCACUCCGACGGUAGUCGCUGGCUGUUAUUCCCCGCCAGAGGAACCACUCAUGCCCUCAUACCACCCAAAAAAAAAACCCACCAACACUCGACUCCUGUCAAUGUCCACUGCCCUCUGUCCUCUCGCUGUCCACUCCACUGGCCGCUCGCCGUUCACCGAAACAAAUCUAUCCCCCACCACCUCCUCAUUCUUCCGUUCUCCAGCGACAAACUCUCCUAGUGCCGCAAGCCCAACCGUAGUGGCUGCCACGAGUUCUGAGCUAACCUCGUACUUUUUCAGGGCCACCUCUCCCUCCCAGGCAGGUCCACUGACCACCGCUAGUUAACUAGCAGCCUACCUACCUGCUAACUAACUCCUAGUUGCUACUACUAACUACCUAACUAACAAACAACUAACCACCACCACCACCACCACCACCACCACUCUUCCUACUACUACUACUACUACUACUACUACUACUACUACUACCAUUACUACCAUUACUACCACUACCACUACUACCACUACUACUACUUACUCCUCCUCAACCACCUCACAUCCACCUCCUCCUCCUCCCUCCCUCCUUCUUUCCUCCCCCCCCCAAGUCGACGUCUCUCGCAACGCCCUCAGUUUCACACCCGUU
Molecule: messenger RNA, 901 nt
Organism: Penicilliopsis zonata CBS 506.65
Lineage: Eukaryota; Fungi; Ascomycota; Eurotiomycetes; Eurotiales; Aspergillaceae
Exons: 1
Coding region: 380-604 (74 amino acids)
Source: RefSeq, a predicted model, not a curated record